Molecule: messenger RNA, 1641 nt
Organism: Closterium sp. Naga37s-1
Lineage: Eukaryota; Viridiplantae; Streptophyta; Zygnematophyceae; Desmidiales; Closteriaceae
Source: the annotation of a GenBank genome assembly
AUGGGGGACUCGCUUCCUUGCCUCCGCAAACUUACCAUCCGCAACUGCAAAUCCCUCACCCACCUGCCGCCUGACGGCUUCAGCUCUCUGAGGCAUCUGGAGAGCUUGACAUUGGACAAUUGCAAUCUACUUUUCAGCCUGCCCGAAAUUAUUGGGUUUCUGCCCCGGCUGAACACCCUGGUGCUGCAGGAUCUGCCUCUCGACUAUCUCCCCGACUCCCUCUGCCAAGCCGCAUCUCUGGAGAAUCUCUUCCUGAUCAAAUGCUACAGAAUCAGUCGCUUUCCGGAGGGUUUCUGCAGCCUGCCUGCUCUCAAGACGCUGUGCCUCGUGCAGGUUCUAUUCCUGAAGCUUCCAGCGGAUCUGGGAAGUCUCACCAGUCUGCAAACUCUUUUCGUGAAGAGCAACUCUGGAAAGCAGCUGCCGUCGACGUUCACCCGGCUGGUUUCCCUGAGGAGAUUGAAGCUUGAUGGCUGCUGCUUUUUCGAUCUUCCAGAGAGCGUGCACGAGCUUCGUAACCUGACGGAGCUGCAUCUCUGCUUCUGCCCCAACUUCAGGAAGCUUCCCGAGUCCAUCACACGCCUCAGCAAUCUCGAGUCCCUCACAGUGAAUGGUUGUGGGAAGCUCUGUUCGGUGCCAAGAAGCUUGUUAAGCCUGGGGAAGCUGAAGCGGUUGGAGAUUGGGGAGCUGCAAGUGCCAUCUGAAAGCCUUCCACCCUUCCUUCAAGUCAUAAGCCUUUUUUCGCUGCCAAGGAGCCUGUUAAGCCUGGGGAAGCUGAAGUGGUUGGAGAUGGGGGAGUGUGACCAGCUGCAAGUGCCACCUGAAAGUCUCCCCCCCUCCCUUGAAGUCAUCAGCCUUGGGACCUGCGAGCACAGCAUCCCUCUGCCUGACGUCUCAAACCUGCCGAAGCUGACCAAGUUGGGUCUCAACCUGGUGGGUGCAGGGGACGCGGUGAGAAUCAGCAGCAGCGUGCCGCAUCUGAAGCACUUGAAUCUGAUUCUCACAGCAGAAGCAGAGGAGCUCUCAUUCCCCCUGUCCGCUUGCCCUCAGCUACGCACCCUGGAGAUUUCAAGGGCUGGGAGGAUCGAGAGGCUGCCAGAAACCAUCGGGUCGGCCGUGAAGCAGUUACGCUGCUUGCGAAUAGACUGCUUCCCAAAACUGAAGGCGCUGCCAGAUUCCAUCACUGAGCUUCAGAAUCUGUCAGAGCUGGAGGUGUUUGCUGCAGAAAGCCUAGUCGCUCUUCCGGCCGGUAUCGGUGCGUUGUCUCGGCUGCGCAGCCUGAUCUUGUUUGGUUGCCCUGCCUUGGAGUAUCUGCCUUCUUCCCUCACGCAGCUUACACGCCUUCACAGGCUGGCGAUCAAAGCCUCUGCCAUUCGCUUCCUCCCUCCAAGCUUCGCACAGUUGACCAAGCUCAAGACUCUUACUUUGCAGUUAUUGCCACAGAAUGCACCUCUUCCCGGAAGGUUUCUGCAGCCUGCCAGCACUCAAGACGCUGUGCCUCGUGCAGGUGCCACGCUUGAAGCUUCCAGCCGAUCUUGGAAGGCUCACCAGUCUGCAAACUCUUUUCGUGAAGGACAACUUCGGAAAACAGCUGCCACUGACAUUCACCCGGCUGAUUUCCCUGAGGAGAUUGGAGCUGGAUAG